AAAGUCAAGUCUUAUCAUAAUCAUGAAUGACCAACCGACCCAAGGAAGCUUACUCUGACUUGCCAAGGUACACGAUUUAUUAUACUAUAAAUACAGUUGUAUCUUGGUAUCGAAGAUGUUCAAUUUUACAAUAUACAAAAAUGGAAUUCAAAAAUAGUAGCAUCGUUCUGCAUCUAUUUCUAUCACUUCUUAUUCAUACGCAAGUCGAAGCCGUUGAUUCACUUAACCAAACAACUCUCUCAUCCAUUGAUCAAAAGCGCCAUCUCGGAACCGUAGAAACAAUAUCCUUUCCUGCGGAUUUUAUGCGAAGACAGCUUGCCGGAGGAGGGGGUAGUAGCGGCGGUGGCGGAGGUGGAGGAUCUCGAGGCGGUAGCUCAGGUGGAAGCAGCGGUGGUGGUGGUGGAGGAUCUAAAGGCGGUAGCUCAGGUGGAAGCAAAGGUGGUGGUGGUGGUGGUGGAAGUCGCGGAGGUGGCCGCAGCCGGGGAGGAAGCAGCGGCGGAUCUGGCGGUAACAAGGGUGGUGGAGAUGACGGUGAUAGUGGGAGCGGGGGUGGCAGUGGCGGUAACGGAAAUGGAGGAAACACUAUACCAUCUACGACUACUACUCAAGGUGGUCGAUUUCCAAGCGGUGGCAUCCGCCUUCAACAUUCUUUAGUGUUUUUCCUCUUCACGAUCAGUUUAGUUGUCCUUAUCCUUAAUAAUUUUUAGUGUUUUCUCUCUUCUUAAUGGUUUUUUUUUCUUUUUGUUUAGGUUAAAAUAGAUUGAAGAUGGUAGUCUAUAGUUUAUUAUUUAGAUUCUUGGAACCAUGAUGAUGGUUAUUUUCUUUUCUGCAGAUCGUUUGUUAUUUCUAGUUGAAUUAUGUAAAAGUUAUAAAGUGGAUUUGUGUUC
This is a messenger RNA of Raphanus sativus (radish), 887 nucleotides long. RefSeq lists its product as uncharacterized. Bases 27 to 707 code for a protein of 226 amino acids. The transcript is spliced from 2 exons. Lineage: Eukaryota; Viridiplantae; Streptophyta; Magnoliopsida; Brassicales; Brassicaceae. The record is from RefSeq and is a predicted model, not a curated record.